Molecule: messenger RNA, 2403 nt
Organism: Prorocentrum cordatum
Lineage: Eukaryota; Dinophyceae; Prorocentrales; Prorocentraceae
Source: the annotation of a GenBank genome assembly
AUGCUAGUCCGUGUUUGGGAUGACUGCCGCACGCUCGACAUCUUCAACAUUCACAAUCAUGGUCUGUCCGCCCAGCAAGUUCGUGAAGUGGCUGCCGCGAUACGAGUAUCGCAACGUGCUGCUGCCCUCGACCCCGACAUGUACACCACCUUUGUCCUCGGGGACUUCAAUUUUGCCACGCACGAGGCUCUCGCGCUCGCUGCCCCCGCGGCGGCCGUGCGCAAGCUGUCGAAGUGCCACCACGUGCAGGCGCCCAAGUGGCGCCAGGCCCUCGCCCUCCUGACCGAGAUUGCGUGCGAGGACCCCACGCACUACGAGAAGUUCAACGACUCGUGCGCGACGAUCGACCGCGUCUUCUGCUCGAUCACGGGCUGGCAGCUCUGCCAGCUGUAUGUCCAGAUUGGCACGCUUGGCUCGCCGGCGGCUGUCUUUGACAAAAAGAUAUCUGACCAUGCUGCUGUUGUUCUCUCGAUUGCCUGCCGCCCGCCUCGUCCAGUGGAGUCCCGCCCCAUUCCCAAACACCUGUUCUCGGAGCCUGGUUUCAAGCGGCGCCUGGAGGGGCUGUGCUCCUGCAUCCCGUGGGACUCCAUGUCGCCCCCGUUCAAGGUUGAAAAGUACAAGGAGCUUUUGAAGAUUUCGGCCGCGGAGACCAGGGACGCCCUCUUUCGGGACAGGCUCCAGGACUCCCACCCCCUGGCCAUUGACAUGAUUUCGAUUACCGACGGGAAGGUCGUGAUCCGCCACCCGCCGUCCUUCCAGGCUUGGGUCGACCAGGUCCAGACUGAGGCUGCUGAGUCCGCGAAGCGUGGAUUCAUUCCGGGUAGGAAUUUCGGCAACAACAUCCUCGAGCUGCACGUGUCGAGCCGUCAGAUGUCGGUCGUACCUCACGGGUCUACCGAUAUCCCUGUGCUGUAUUCCUUGGACUUCGGCCAGGCCUUCCCGUCCCUGAAUCAGGACUUCCUCAUUCUCUCCCUUAGGGCCCUCAAGCUGCCUGAAGCAUUCGUGUCCUUCGUCACGUUCCUAUAUGCAUCGGUGGAAGGGGUUGUCUCGCACCUAGGUUCGCUAGUGCACAUCUUCUGGAUCCAGAGCGGCAUCAUCCAAGGUUGUGCCUUAUCGGGCACUCUCUAUGCGUUGAGUACGGCUGUCUUCUUGGUCGACCUGGCCUCUCGGGUGGAGGCCGCUGGCCUUGGCCUGGUUCGGGCCUGUGCUGACGACAUUGGGGGCACGUUAUUGGCCAUACGGCACCUAGUUCAUGUGUAUCGGGUUAUGCAGAUGGCCUCGGACAUGGCCAACCUCGCCCUGAAGGUCUCGAAAUGCAAGAUUGUCCCGCUGUCUGACAGGUUCUCGCCCGACCUCUCAGCCACAGUCUCCUUCUGGGUCUCCCAUCUGGUCCCCGAGUGGAGCUCGUUCGAGGUGGCUCCCAAGCUGCUCUACCUGGGCCUCUGGCUGGGGCCUGUGUUCCGCAUCCCGCUCGGCACUUUCGCCCUCGACUUCUGGACGCAGAUCGCUCAGUGGGGCGGCCCGCGCUGCACGCGGUGGGGGCACCUGGCCGUCGCCACCAUCACUCGAGCUGCGCUGCGCACUUUCCCAGGCUGGGAGAGGCUCCUCCAGCAGUUGCGGAACCACGCGCGCACCUUCCCGUACGAUGCCACCCUGUCCAUGCUGGCGACCGGCAAGCCGUGCCCGUCCUUCUGGUUGGCCCCCGCCUUUGUGGAGAAUUUGGCGCUGGCUGCCGCUGGCACCCCUCCUCCUGGCCCGCUGGCCGUCUUUGGUGCUCGUGCUGCCGACGCUGCGCUGGCUGCACUUCGUGAGAGCGGCCGACUUCGUCCUCGACCUCAGAGAGCUGCUCACGAAGCGCUGCGGGCCUCUGCGAUGCUGAACAAGCCCAUCACUGACCUCUUCGUGCUCUGCCUGAGGAAGUUCGCUGGCAGGUCGGCGGGCCUCCUUUCGAACAUCGACUGGGGCGAGUGCAAGAGCGUCCUCGCCCGCUGCCCGUGCUCGUGGGCCAUGGCCGUCCUGCGCACUUGGUCUGAUGGCUGGAUGACUUCAGCCCGUAUCAUCUCACCUGACGGCCAGAAGCAUUGCGUAUUUGGUUGUCUCGGCAAGCUCGACUCGUUGCGGCACUACGCGAGAUGCCCUGUCAUGCACCGUGCCCUUCGGCAGGCUCUCGCGAGACCGUUCCCGCUCCCGUGGAUGACCAGAUGGGGCCUAUCUGAACCCUCGCUGGCCACCUUCUCGGCGAUGGCUGCCGCUUACAACAUGUACAACGAAGCGAGGCUCGCGCCCGUGUGGCCCCUGACCCCGCCCCUCCUCCGCAGCUGUGCUCUCGCUGGUGUACGUUCGAUGCAGCUCGCGUCACCGCUGAAGUGCUCGGAGAUCGACCGCGAGCAGCUCGGCCGACGG